GUUCAUGGUAACAGUAAACAGAGCAGAACUGUGAGGAGCUGCAGGUUAAAUAACGAUUCAGUCUUCAGCUAAUCUAAUAAAAAUGUCGGAGAUUUUGUGUCGGUGGUUGAACUCUGAACUGCGUUUAUCCAAACCUGUCGAUCCGAUCUCCUUUGCUAAAGAUUUCUCUAAUGGUUACCUGAUUGGAGAGGUGCUGAAUAAAUACCAGCUCCAGGAGGAUUUCCACCAGUUCUCUAAACACAGCACGGCCAAUGCCAAGCUGAACAACUUUACAAGACUGGAACCCACUCUGCAGCUGCUGGGCGUGCCCUUUGACCUGAACAUGGCUAAAGCGGUGAUGCAGAGCCAGCAGGGGGCGACCACACGUCUGCUCUACCAGCUCUACGUCCUGCUGCAGAAGAAAAAGCGGUCAGGGCUGACGGGCGUGGCGAUGGAGACCAUGCAACCUGCGGCCACCGCCCGUCUGCACCGUGUGGAGAACCACAUCUACACUCAGCAUUUGAGGACACUGGUAAAGAGGGAGUCAGACGUAAAGAUGCAGAAGAUCGCUCAGAGGUUCGAUAGACGAGGUCGUGAGGCGUAUGGUCGAUCGGUAACGGCCGAGCUGGAGAGGGAGGAGAGACGGCGCCACCUGCAGGACCAGAUGAGACUGCAAGACAUUCAGAAGCACCGACAGGCCCGUAGGAAGCAGCAGGAGAUGAUGCAGCGGAUUCACGCAGCUUCAGUUCAAAUCCCCAAACCUCCGGCCAGCAGCAAAAAGAGACACCGCCAUCCACCUGAUACCAAGAACGUUCUCCAGCAGAUUACUGAGUUUGAGCAGAACAGGAAGAGACGUUCUCCUGCAUCACGUGGUCCGUCAUCACUCAGCGUGCAGAUGAACGAGGAGGAGAUGGACGAGUGGAACUCUGCGUACGUUCAGAAGAUCAGGAAGCGUCUGGAGGAGGACGCUGCGGCGCGAGACCGGAGAGAGAAACGCCGCCGCCGAGCGCUAAUCCAACAGCUACAGACUCACCAAGCACACGAGGAGGCGCGGCGGGAGGAGCAGCUGAUCGGGCGGCUGAUGCGUCAGUCGCAGCAGGAGAAGCGGAUGGCGGUGCAGCUGAUGCAGAUCCACCAGCAGAAGGAAGUUCUGCGCCAGAACCGACUGGAGCGUGAGAGACAGUUCCACGAGCAGAGAGGGAGAGAGUUCCGGCAGGGGCUGGACCGAGAAGCGGCUCUCCUGCAGCAGGACCGCUUGGAUCGAGCGGAUGAGCUACGUAAGGAGCGAGAGCUUCACGAGCAUUUAGCUGCUGAGCGCGCUCAGUCCAGAUUCCUCAAACACUUCAACAUCUGCAGGGGGAUUUUGGAGCAGAUUGUGGAUCUGGCAACCAGGACUGGAGAAUAUCGACUACUCACCUCCAAUAUGGUACCAGUAAAAAUGCUGAGGGAGUGGAGGGAGUUGUGGAUCAGUGGAAAGCCGCUGUAUGAGGUAGAACCGAGUGUGGAGCAGAACACUGAGCUGGAGAAGCUUCGCAUCCUGAACCAGCAGGACUACCACGAUUAUACGACUAUGACGGGAGAGUGGGCGUGGCCUGAAGAGGAAGAAAAUAAAGCCCCGCCCUCUAAUAAUGACAUUUUGGGUCACUUGGUUGGUCGAUUGCGUAAGCUGGUGGCUCCUGAUGGGAUCAGUGCUGCACCCACACCCCCACGGUUCCCCCUGCAGGCCUGUGUCCUCGGCAACACCUGCUCCGGCAAAACCAGAACCCUCGCCAGGAUCGGCCAGGUAAACGGGAUCCAUGUGCUGUCGGUGGAUUCUCUGAUCCAGGAGGCGCUAGAGGCUCAUCGAGCUGGAGAACCUGAACCUGAGAACGAGGUGUCAGUGAGAGCUCAGCAUGGUGCAGCUGUAGAAGAAGCACUGAGGAGAGGAGAAGCUGCUCCUGAUCACCUCCUCAUCGACAUCAUUGUACAUGCUAUCAGGAAGGUUCCGUUGGACCGCGGCUGGGUUCUGGAUGGAUUUCCCACCAAUGUCUCUCAGGCUCGGCUUCUGGAGAAGGAGCUGGGCGGAGUCGACCCAGAUCAGGAAAAGAGGCGGGAUAAGAUACACGAGCUGGUGGUGGACCGGAACGCCCCUCAGACUCCGCCCCCUGCCCCACCUGUGCUCCACCUGGCUGUGUUGCUACAGGUGUGUGAUGAGCAGGUUCUGGAGCGCCACCGGCUGUUACACGAGCGAGAAGCUUCUGGAGGAGCGAGUGAGGAGCAGCAAAUCCAGCACAGGAUUUCAGGUUUCCAUGAAGCUUGGCCUGAACUGGAGGAAUGGUUUGGUGAGAAGCAGAAGGUUCUGGUGAAGGUGGAUGCAGAGGUGGAUGAAGAUGAGCUCUUCAGUAAGGUGGAAUCAGUGCUGCUGGAUGCCAUGCAGCAAUCACACACAGGUUUGCAGCUGGACAUGAAAUCAGAUCCCUCAGCCAAAGGUCCUUCCAGAAGGGCGUCGGCUUCCUCACCUCCAGCUGCUGAAGCCCCACCCUCAUGUCCAGGCUCCGCCUCCUGGGUGUUUGUGGAUGAACCUCUACCCAAGGAGAUCCCGGAGUACCUGGUACCGUACUGGAUGAACGUGUGCACAUCAUACGUCUCCAGCGCUCAAGCUGCGAUGCAGAACCUACGGCAGGAGCGCAACCUCAUUAUACACCACCUCUACAACAUCAGGGAGGACUAUAAGCAGUACCUACAGAGACCAGAUCUGAAGCAGGAGUUCAUGGCCGUGUGGCAGAGAGACUAUAACAACAUUCCAGACGACAUGAGACACGAUGUGGAGACCAAAGCAGAACUGCACCAGAGACUGGAGGAUCUGCGAGAGCGUCUGUAUGAUAUCAGUGAGAAGAGGAAGGACGAGGCCCUGCAGGAGAAAGCGGCUCUUACAGAGAGCGGCUGGCUGGAGGAUCACGCUGCUCUUCUGAUGAACCAUUACUGUAGUCUAAUGCAGGUGGAGGUGGACAGGUUCCAGGACACUCUUCAUGUUGUGAGAGUGUAUUAUUCUGGGAUGUACAGGGGUGAGGUUCCUGGGUGCACCCACCAAAAUGAUCCGGCCAACCAACCAGAGAGAAGCAAAAGAGUUUCUCUGAAUGGACCCCUCUCCACUGACCCCUCCGGACAGAAAGGUCUUGUUCUUACAGAUGUGAAACUGGUGCAGGAUAUUCACCACAACGCCACCACGGCCAUCACCAACAUGGUAUCAGUGGAGCUGCAGCAGUUGCAUGUGGAGGAGAACGAGGAGCAGCAGCAGCCGGUGGAGACAGAAUCUCAAACUUCAGCCUCCAUUAAAACCUCCGACAAGGACAAGAAGAGAGGAAACAAGAAGAAAAGUCCUCCCCCCCAAACCCAGGAGUCUGUUCCCCCCCCUCUGCAGGAGAGUGCUGAGGAGCGACAGAGGAGGAGCGUGAGAACCAAAAUCAGAGAGGAGUUCAGGAGAACCCUGCAGCAUGAGGAGAGUUCUGUGUGUAAGCGAUUGGAGCUGGUGAAGCUGCAGUGUGUGUUGGUGUUGCACAGCCUCCAGAACAGAGCUGAACUCGCUCACAGAGACUUGGAACAGUGGGGGGACGCUCAGUACCUCUCCGAAAUCCACAGUAUCGAUCAGCUUGCGGGCGUGGUCAGUCAUCAUAUCGAGAGCGGUGAACAGAUCAAAUACGAGCUUGUAUUAGCACGUAGCAACUUCUACGCUGACGGGGACCUGCGGGUGGUGUCGACUCCACCUCUUCUAUCCCGCUCACAGUCUGCACAACCGACCAAUCAGGACUCGUUUAAUCUCACCGUCCAGCAGCUGCACGGCCUGCACUCUCACCUGCGCAAGAUCGCCCCCACAGGUGUGAUGACCUGUAACCACCUGUGUGAGGUUCUACAGGAGCUGUCGUCCCUCGGUUUGGGUUCUGAUGCUCUCCCUCAAGCUUGGAUACACGUUACUGACACACAGAUCAGAGAAAUGGUGAGUGUGUUGGCACAGGGUGGCGAGAUGGUAGACUGGCGUCAUUUCCUGUUGUGUGCCGCUCAGCCGUGGCCCCUCCCCUCUCAGAAACAACUAAUCAACACCUACACACACUUCAAACAGAUCGACACUACAGGGGGCGGCGUCAUCAACCUGCAGCAAUACCUACAGGUAGAGUUGUGGUUCCCAUCUGAGAAAGACCUUCCUGUUCCUGAGAACCCGACCGAACCUCCGGCCUACGACAGACUGGCAGAGCUGCGGAAGCUGUGGUUCUCUGUGUUUGCAGAUGCUUCCUCUCCUGCAGGGUGUAACUACAUGGACAUGCUGCUGUACUUCUGCGCUCGUCCUGAUCCUGCACACGGCUUCAUCACUGCUCUGAGUCUGCUGAUACAACACACACUGCACUACACACACACCCCUACCACCAUGCUGCAGUCAUAUGUAGAGGGUGGAGUGUAUGAUGAUGAUGAUGAUGAUGAUGAUAAGUGUAGUGGUGAUGAAGAUGUGUUGAUGGACGAUGUACUCAGAGUUGUGAAUCACCACAAAAUGUCCAGUAAUGAGGAGAUCAAGCAGGAUCUGAUGGAUGUGUGUGAUGAACUUGGUUUUCAGUGGGAGAAGAAAAUCCUGUUCUCUGUUCUAUCAAAACAUCAUCUAAUACAAGAUCUAAUGAAGAGUUCCACACAGUACCAACUCAUAGACAUUUACAGAAUUCUACACAAGCAGCAGAAUGAUGAAGAUCCUGUCGUCUCCACUGUUCCACAAACAUAAACCUACAGGCUGAAAUAAACCCAAUCACACAGCCUGCACAUGCACCUUCAA
Trichomycterus rosablanca is the source of this 4771-nucleotide messenger RNA. RefSeq names its product sperm flagellar 2 (gene spef2). Gene Ontology annotation, cellular component: sperm midpiece; manchette. The transcript is spliced from 34 exons. Gene Ontology annotation, molecular function: protein binding. NCBI's taxonomy places the organism in Eukaryota, Metazoa, Chordata, Actinopteri, Siluriformes, Trichomycteridae. The record is from RefSeq and is a predicted model, not a curated record. Gene Ontology annotation, biological process: sperm axoneme assembly. Bases 83 to 4720 code for a protein of 1545 amino acids.